AUGCGAGGGGUUUUCCAGGCAGCGUGGCUUUUGCCACUGGCAGUAGGAAGUGCCCUUCCGACUCAAGAAGACACUCAAUUCGAGAAGAGAUCUUUCGACCUCGUUGAGAAUGUCCUUGCAGGCUUGGGCAGCAUCAAGCAGGAUCUGAUGGCUGGGGGUGCUGCCAUCAACCAGCAGCUGUAUCAAGCCACUCAGCAACCAGCUCAGUACAAGAAAUGCAACCCAACCAAUGUAAAGGUCCGACAGGAAUGGUCGACCUUCUCAACGAGCGAAAAGAAGGCCUACAUUAGUGCAGUACAGUGUCUCGCAAAGCUUCCCCCAAAGACGUCAAAAGAGGUCUGCCCUGGAUGCAGAAACCGUUACGAUGACUUUGUUGCGACCCACAUCCAACAAUCGUUCAACAUCCACGUCACUGGCAACUUCCUGACAUGGCACCGAUACUUCACAUGGGCAUACGAGCAGACUCUACGUAAUGAGUGUGGAUACAAAGGCAACCAGCCCUACUACAGCCACUCGCGAUGGAGCGACCCGAACAAGUCUCCUCUGCUGGACGGCUCCGACACCUCCAUCUCCGGUCAGGGCGCACCCGGCUGCAGCAACCAAACAUUCACUGGAAUCCCGUUGAACACCAAUCCCUUGAUCAAGGUUCCCCAUGGCGCGGGCGGCGGCUGUGUGACCUCUGGACCAUUCAAGCAAUGGCAAGUCAACCUUGGGCCUCUCUUCCCAGGCUCAGACUGCGCGCCACUGAACCCCAACCUAAACUUCACCGAACCCGACUAUGGUCUCGGAUACAACCCGCGCUGCCUCACUCGCGACAUCACGAGCUUCACCACCCAGGGAUGGUUGAAGGACGACGACAUCGUCUCUCUCCUCAAGAGCAGCGACUACCAAUCCUUCUGGGAAACGCUACAAGGCGGCCCCCCACCCAACAACUUCAUGAACAACUUCAUGGGCGUGCACACCGCGGGGCACUUCAUCCUCGGCGGCGACCCCGGCGGCGACUUCAUGGCCUCUCCCGGUGACCCGUACUUUUUCUUCCACCACUCGAGCAUCGAUCGCAUCUACUGGAUCUGGCAGAACCUCAAGCCGGCGGAGCGCACAAAGGCUCUGUACGGCCCCACGUUCAUGUCCGAUCUCACUUCGCCUGCUGCUACGCUCCAGGACAAGCUUACCAUGCGAGCCGCGUACCCGGGGGACAUCACUAUUGAGGAGGCCGGGAGUACCAUGGCUGGACCUUUCUGCUACACCUACAUAUAG
Ascochyta rabiei is the source of this 1257-nucleotide messenger RNA. RefSeq names its product Tyrosinase. Gene Ontology annotation, molecular function: oxidoreductase activity. Bases 1 to 1257 code for a protein of 418 amino acids. The record is from RefSeq and is a predicted model, not a curated record. NCBI's taxonomy places the organism in Eukaryota, Fungi, Ascomycota, Dothideomycetes, Pleosporales, Didymellaceae. The transcript has 3 exons.